UGAACGAUGUUCACCACAUUGUGGUUCUUCCUGCUUGUGAUUCAGCACACGGUGAAUGGUUUUCACAUGCUCCUCUUUGGAGGAUCCAGUAACCAAAAUAUCAUCUAGAUAACACUGGAUACCAGGCAAUCCACUCAAAAUUUGGUUCGUGGCCCUCUGGAAUAGAGCUGGCACUGACAUGAUGUCAAAAGGAAGUUACUUGUAGUGGAACAGUUCCAUGUAUGUCAUUAUCGCCAGUGGCGGCUGGGACUCCUUGGCAAGCCCCAUCUGCAAGUAGACAUGUGACAGAUUAAUUUCUGAGAAUUUCUAGCCCUCAGCCACUCUACUGAACAGGUCUUUAAUGAAUGGAAGUGAAUUUAUCAUACAUGGACCUGAUGAACCUAUUGAAGCCACUGUGGGUGAAGAUGCUCUGUUGGAAUGUCAGCUUGUGCCAGCUAUAUCUGCCAGCAACAUGUUGGUGCAGUGGUUUAAAUCAGGCCUUGAUUCCCCAGUUCACGUAUACAGCCAUGGGGGAGAUGAUGCUGCUGCUCAGCACAGGAAAUACAGAGGGAGGACUGAACUGUUGAAAAAUGAACUGACCAAAGGAGCCAUAUCUCUUCGAGUAACGAACACAACAAUUUUUGAUGGAGGGGAAUACAGAUGUUUAGCUGACGAUGGAACUUAUUCAGAAGAAACUGCAGUCGUCCUGAAUGUUAUACGUUUGGGCCAUCAGCCCUGGAUCCAGAUGAAGGGAUAUCAUGAAAAUGGAAUCCAGGUUGUGUGUAAAUCCAGUGGAUGGUUCCCAAGGCCAGAAAUACAGUGGAUCAGUGAAGAUGGACUUAUUUUAUCACAAGCUGAACCAAGUUAUGAGCAGGACUCUAAUGGUCUUGUGAAUGUCCAGAGUAUCAUUGUCGUUACAAAACAAUCAACUAAAAGGUUUAAGUGUCGUAUACAGAAUGAAGAUUUGAGAAUUGCACAAGAAGCAACAAUCAAGAUAUCAGAUGUGAUCUUCCCUGAUGUCCCUGACUGGCUGGCACCUUUACUCGUGACCAUCCUUUGUGUAACUGUUGGCAUUGCUGCUGUGGUUUACUGGAGUGUGAAAAACCAUCGACACAUUAAAGAACUGGAACUUCAUAAAACUUUCAUAGAAUGUGAGUGGAAGAGAAUUUGUGACUGUGAAGUCUCUGUGACCCUGGAUGUGGAAACAACAAAUCCACGGCUCGAGGUUUCUCAGGAUCUGAAGAGUUUGAGUUUGAUCCGGGAACGGAGGAGUCUCCCUGACACUGGGAAGAGGUUUACAUACAGUCAUUCUGCCUUAGGAUCAAAGGGAUUCACAUCGGGGAGACAUUACUGGGAGGUGGAGGUGGAGAGGAAUCAGUAUUGGAGACUGGGAGUAGCCUCAGAGUCUGUGGAGAGGAAGAGACAGGUCAGUCUGAUCCCGGAGAAUGGAUUCUGGACCAUUGGACUGUUUAAGGAUCAAUUUUUUAUCAACUCCUAUCCUCAAUCCCUUUUCCCUGUCGGUCAGAUCCCCAGGAAGGUGGGAGUUUAUCUCAGUUAUGAAUCUGGGACAGUUUCAUUUUACAACGUGGACACCAAGUCCCAUCUCCACACCUUCACUGGGAAUAAAUACACUGAGAAACUUUAUCCUUUCUUCAGGACUGGCUAUGUAGACCAGUCUCUGAGGAUCUGCUCCAUUUCGGAUCUGAAGCAAAAAAGAGGUGUGGCUUCAGGGUCAUAUCAUCCAUGACAUCACAAUGACCUGACCCUGGGGUUAGGGUCAGGGUCAGAGUUCAGAGUUUGUAGGUCUGAAACAGAUUGUCAGUAAGUGUGUCAUUGACUUUCCAGACUGGACUUUGUAAAAUCCCAGUUAGACUGUAAAUAUACCCAACAAAUGCCAGAAAUUUACAAUAAUAAGUAUUUCUCUUGUGUCUCUCCUUCCUUUAUUUACUCCCUGCCUCAAUCAAAUGCCACCCCCAUCCCCCAGUCCCAUCCUCCACCUCUUCAUGUGUUUCCCAGUCUGGAGCUGAGAUUUCUCUGUGCUUCCAUUUCUCACUCUACGCCCAGAACAUGAAAUCCUGAGGGAAAACUCCAAACACUGAAGAGUGACAAAGCUGAAUUUGCAUAGCAUCGAUGGAGCAUGACCCACUGGCGUUUCUAUUUGAAGAGAAAUAAUUCAAUCCUGUCCAAAACAAGUUAUGAGGAGCUCUAUAAAUUAACAGCAAUUCUUUGUCAGAGAAAGGCCUCAGAUAGUCAUUCGUAUAUUAGAAUAAAUGUAUUUUCUGGCCAUAUCUGGUGAAUGUUGCAGUCUGAACUUGGAACCUCCAUUUUAACUGUGUAACCCUUUAUUGUGAGAUGGUUCAAGCUGUGAGUUGGAAUCAUCAGGUCAUGUUCUCAGUAACAGCCAAUGACUGGUGGGAUACCACAGGGAUCAGUGCUUGGAACCCAGCCAUUCACAAUAUUUAUGAAUGAUUCAGAUGAGGAAACUAAA
Chiloscyllium plagiosum (whitespotted bambooshark) is the source of this 2467-nucleotide messenger RNA. NCBI's taxonomy places the organism in Eukaryota, Metazoa, Chordata, Chondrichthyes, Orectolobiformes, Hemiscylliidae. The record is from RefSeq and is a predicted model, not a curated record.